AGACGGCGCCGCGCCCGAGAGGACGUUUCCUGGCGCGCGCCUCCGGCCCGGCUCCGCUUGGGGGCGGCGGGGCCCGGGAGCUGCGCGCCGGCUCGGCUGCCUUUGGUCCGCGCGCGGCCGGGCCGGGCUCCUCCUCCUCCCCCGCGCGGCGGCGCCUGCUCCGCGGCCUCCCGCGCCGGCAGCUGCGCGCCUCGGCUCCCGCCAGUAGCAGGUCCGCGGGGGCGAGCGAGUGCCCGGGGUGGGUCGGGGCCCCGGAGGGGGGCGGCGGGCGAGGGCGGGGCUGCGCCCUCCUUUCCUUUGUGCAGAUGGAAACCAGGGAGGCUCCGGAGCGGGACGAGCCCCGGGCGGGGGGGGGGGGGGGGCGGCGGGCUCUGCAGGGCCGGCGCCACCCUUAGGGCAGCCGGGCAGCCGCCCAGGGCGCAGACCUCGAGGGGCGCAGUCUUAUGCAGAAAGACCUUCCUUGUAUCUUACAAAGUUCUGAUAACAUUUUACUUUUGUAUUUUAUAUUUUGAAGGAUGUUAUAAUUUGUACAAGACAUGUUAUUUUUUGACAAAUGGAGGUGAGCAACCAAAAAAAUUGGGUGGACAUACUUUGCCUUCCUAGUGUGCAAACUAGACUGGCACCAGCUGGGCUGAAUUUUGCAGACUCUAGGUGCUGCUGCGUAGGCCUCAGCACUGUAAUGCCAGAGGGACUUUCCUACCAUGGUUAAGGGGCUGGGCAUGGUGUGCCUUUCUUGCGUUCCUCCUUCCUUCCACUCCACUUCCUUCACUGACUGGAGAACCCAUUUUUGGAGAUACCUUAAGAAAUGUUGCUGGAUGCAACUGCCCUGAUCUCUUACUGUUGCUCAAAUCGGCUGGGGCUUUUGGGAGUCCCAGCAGUACCACAGGUUCCUCCAUCCCUGUUUUUAAACAGUCCUGGCAUUAAUGAAUUGUGGGUUUCCCAUUGGGGCAUCUGGUCAGUCGAGGUGAGAACAGGAUGCUGGGUUGGAAAGGCCAUUGACAUGAUCCGGCAGAUGUUAGUUGAUUCUGAGUGUGCAUACUUCCUCUAGAGUAGAAAAGAUAGCUGGAGGAGGAGAGUGGCUGCCAAUAUAUAUAUAUCCACAUAUAUGUGUGCUUAUAUAUGUGCAUAUAUGCACAUGCUCCCUCCCUUGCCUUCCAGAGCCAUAUUCUCUCGCAGGGGCUCCCCCACUUACACAGAGAGAAAGACACAUCACCCUCCCCCCCCCAGACACGAAGAUGUAUCAUCAGGAUGGGGAGGGAGGGCAGGUUUAACGCCCCCCCAAAUCCCACGCACACUGCUAUUAGCUUUUCUCAACUCAUUUUUAUUGGAUGGGGAAGUGAAGGCUUAAGACUCCCCCACCCCAGCAGUCCUGAGGAACAUCACCCAUGAAUGCUGCCUCUGCCGAACUGUGGGUGAGGUUUUCCCUGCUCUUCUGAUGUUUGAGGAGGAGGAGGGGGAGUGUGGCCUUGGCAGAGGUGCCAUGGGCCAGAUCCAGCCUGUAGCCUAGUGGUUCUUCCCCACUGGCCUAUACAGAUACUUUCACAAUGUCCUGCUGGGAACUCCUCUGAUUUGUUUGCAGUGGGAGGAAUAUCAGUGUCACACUCUUCCAGUUCAGCUUGCAUGGCAGAUUCAUCUUCCCUCCUCCUCCCAUGUGCUGUUCUGGCGGGUUCUCCAACACCCUCUCCCACCCACACCGCUGAUUCAGUGGAAGUAGGCCAGAGCUGCAUCCCUUCUCUUAGUGUGUGCAUAUAAAGUGUUGCCUUACCAUAUGUUAGGAACAAGCACGUUCUUGUAGUGCGGCAUCAAAGGAGUAGCGGGACAUUACAUUUUCUGGAUGCCGUUUCCAUUUAAUCCUUGCACUACAACUUGCUAUGAGCAUGGGCGCUAGUAUUAGGUGCUCCUCUUGACAGGAGUUAUAAAUAGUGCCCCCCAGCUGUUUUAGAUAAUGUUUUGCUUUUAGGCAGAGAUGGACUUCCCUCCAUAAAAAGGUAAAGGUAAAGGACCCCUGACAGUUAUGUCCAGUCACAAACGACUCGGGGGUUGCUGUGCUCAUCUCGCUUUAUUGGCCAAGGGAACCGACAUUUGUCCGCAGACAGUUGUUCUGGGUCAUGUGGCCAGUAUGACUAAGCCGCUUUUGGCGAAACUAGAGCAGCGCAUGGAAAUGCGGUUUACCUUCCCACCAGAGCAGUACCUACUUAUCUACUUGCACUUUGACGUGCUUUUGAACUGCUAGGUUGGUAGAAGCUGGGACUGAACAACAGGAGCUCACCCCGUUGCAGGGAUUUGAACCGCCAACCUUCCAACCGGCAAGCCCAAGUCUCAGUGGUUUACACCACAGCGCCACCUGCGUCCCUUCCCUCCAUAUCUGCCCUUAAUUCAGUGCAGCAUGAGCAUGCAACUCUUGCUAGACUGCCAUGACCUUAGGGAGUGGGGCAGGUGGUAGCAGCUGACUGUCAGUCAAAGGAAUGGGACUCAAAGAGCAGCAUCCUACUGGGAGCAAGGCGCUUUGCCUAGGAUGUUUCCUAGGGGUGUUUCCUAAGGCGGUUUUGGGUUCUUUUUGUUUCUGCAGACUCUUUGGAACACACCAACAUUCAUGGAUUCUGCUGGGUUGUCAGAGGCCGGUCAGGUAUCUGCCGAUGCCAGGACACACUUCAGAGUCUGCAGGUUCAUCAUGGAGGCAGGUGAGAGGGGUGCUGGGCUCUGCAUUUUGGUGCAGCUGAGGAACGCUUGAUCAGUAGUGGCCCAAUCCCUGUGAGAAAGGAGGGUUAUGUUGGAAGGGGAAAGGUGAUUUGAGGAGACACAGGACCAGGUGUGGCAAUCUUUGUGGCUUGGGGGGUAGAGGGUCUGGUUGGGUUGGAGGCAAGCCCAGAGCUGCGAAAUGGAGGAGUUGGCGGGCGUCAUUGUAGGUCAAUGAGAAACAGGAAAACAAUUCAAGCAGUAUGCUCUUUUAAAAUUAAUGCUGUUUUCAGUUAACUGUAAUAAAUUGUUAAGCUCAAUGACAUUUUGUUUUUAAAAAUAAAUUGCAUAGUGUCGGUACUUUUGCACUCACAGGAAUACUGAAAGGUGGUGGAGGCAGGCUUGGGGUAAAAACAUUGUCUGAAUAAUUUGUCUUAUAUCAACAAAAGGAAAAGCUGAUUGCCUCAUUUUAGAACGGAAGCUAAAACGUCAAGGAAAAUCAAGAAAUAUUGUUUAGGAGGAAAUCUGCCCUGAUUGAGGGAAGGGGGAGCCCAUAGGAAUCUUGAGGAUGGAAGCGACAUUUAGGUGCCUACAGGCAGAAAAUCUGAAAGCCCCUUCCUCCUAAUGGUUAAAAUGGGAUGUAAUCCACUGGGGAAAAAGUCUGAGUCUGCAUCACUGAAAGGAAUUGGAUCUGCGCAUGGUUUUGCACAGCUCCCAUUCAUUUUAGAGAGGUUUGCGCAGGAGAACUUCCCAGUGGAUUUUCCCUCACCACAACCUUGUUAGUUUGCCCUCUCCCUCUUCUGCACCCUGCUUUGUGGCCAAGCCAUCUGUGAGUCAAGGGGCCCUGCGCUUUGCUUCCCCCCUCAGCUCCCGGUCCUCGCCUUGCUGAUUCUCUUUUGGAUUGACAGGUGUGAAGCUGGGCUUGCGCUCUGUCCCCAUUGCCACAGCAUGCACCAUUUACCACCGGUUCUUUAUGGAGGUGCCUCUGGAACCGUAUGAUCCCUACUUGGUAGCUAUGGCUGCCCUUUACCUGGCGGGGAAGGUAGAAGAGCAGCACCUGCGGACAAGGGACAUCAUCAAUGUCAGCCACAGGUAAUAGGAUGUAUGGUAUGAGGGAUUAUACAGUUGUGCCCCUCCUCACUCAUCUUGCCAUUGUAUCCUCCGCUUUCCACAGUGGGUGGGUGUGCUUGCAAAAGCAAGGAAUAACAAAACCAUCCCUCUUUUAAUUUGGUUAAAGACAUACAUAUCCCCACUUGCUUUUCUGAACUGCUUAAAUCCAGUUAUCCUCUUGACUGGCUUAUGUCAAAGUUUAUUCACAAGUGGCAGUGCAGACAUUUGCCCUGUAUAGUAAAAUUUGUAGGUCAACCCUAAUGUGAACAGCCCAUGUGGCAUAAACAAAAAAGGACCCCUUGCUGCAACCGUCAGCCAGACUAAAGAGAAAACUGACUUAAAAAGUGAAAUAAAUGCUUUAUCCAUUAGGUUUUCUCCUGGUUGAUUAAAAGUGCCCCCCCCAAUUAAUCAACUAACAGCUGUAGCUGAUAAAUCUACUAGUUAUGGGGAACAAAGGCUGUAGCCCCAUUCAGAAUUCUAGGCAAGGGAUUUGGCUUUCCACAAGAUUUCCAUAGAAGAUUGUUCAGGCUUAGAAGGAACACCUCCCUCUGUAAGACAUUUGCACGUAGCUUUUUUUGGGUGUUCAGAGAAAGAGAAAAAUCAGUUUAAUUUGUCACCUGCAAGAAGGAACCCCAUAAACCCCCAGAAUUUUUCCUCUUCUCCCCCACAGGUACUUGCACCCACGAAGUGACCUCCUGGAACUGGACAUGCAUUUCUGGGAGCUGAGAGACAGCAUUGUCCAGUGUGAGCUGCUCAUGCUGCGGGUGCUGUGCUUCCGUGUCUCCUUCCAGCACCCCCAUAAGGUGCGGGCUGUUCAGGGUGGGGGCUUAGGGUGCAAACGGGGUGCGUGACUUGCUUGGGAGGCAAAGGGCUACACCUUCACGACUCUCCUCCCACCUGGAGGAACUGUUCCUUGCAGCCCAAGCCUCUGGGUUCUGCUUCCACCUUCCAGAUGGGAACAGACUGCAGAGGGUUAGACUAGGAGGAACAGAUCAGAAGUCACAGUUCUGGCCAGAGAAGGGAAGGGAAAGCAGACAUAGUAGAGGGGAGGAAAGAUGGUACCCAGCAACACUCGUUCCCCAAGUGGUGGGGGAAUGAACCCAGGCAGGCUGGGAGCCAGCACUCCUGACUUUGGAGCCCUUCUCUGUGGUUGAGAGCAGGUGCAGUAGGAUUGCACCCUGGGGCAGCAGGAUGUAGGAAUGCGAAAACCAGUAUGGCGGCAUGAAAAAAGUACUGGGCUUGCGGGAGAGACCUGAGUUCAAAUCCCUCAAGUCAUGAAGCUCACUGGGCAAAUAACUUGCCAGCUUCAUCUGUUUUCCAGGGUUAUUGUGAGAAUAAAAACAACACCUAUUUUGCUUUGAAGAGUUGUGUAGAGAUUUUUCCACUACCAAGUGGCCAGGUGGUCUUCAGUGGGGCUGGGGAAGCUGUGGCUUCCACCGUUCUCAAUCAUGAGUUGGGCUCAGGUUGUGCCUGAUGGGAGUCCAGCAACACUGAGGGCCACAGUGUCCCUGGUGUUCAGGAGUCAUCCAGGUUUUUUCCUAAACCAAGGUGACCUCCAUGCUGGAGAGCCACAUGCAUGUGAGGACAUAGUGGGGGAAAGUUGUGAGAUUGUGUUGUUAGCUCCAAGGGACUGAAUCAUGGGACCAGAAGCCAGUGGGGCUGAAGCAAGGGACAUGGCCUUUGAAGAGAAUUUGCCAUGGAUUUGCCACAAGCUCUGACCCCUUUUUGAAAGGAAGAGCUUUUGUGAGAGAUGCUGCUCACAAGCUGAGCCCCUGGGUUUUCAGCCAUCGCUGACACUUGCUGUUCUCUUUCUGCAGUACCUUCUCCACUACUUGUUGUCCCUGAAGCACUGGAUGAACCGGCACAGCUGGGAUCGGACCCCAGUGGCCGUGGCAGCCUGGGCCUUGCUGCGGGACAGCUACCACGGACCACUGUGCCUGCAACACCCCCCUCAGCAUCUCGCUGCAUCCGUCCUUUACCUGGCCCUGCAGUGUUACGGGGUGGAGGUGCCUGCUGAUGCUGAGGCAGAGAGGCCUUGGUGGCAGGUAAGGGCGCGGGAGUGAGAGGUGGGCAGGCCGCUGGCAGGGGGCAAGCAGUGGGGUAUCCCCUUUCAGCCCGACCUGGACCUAGACGCUUGUCUUGGAGCUGGCCCACGCAGCAGCCUCCUUCCUUCUUAAUGGUCCGUUUUUAUGCUGAAUCAGAAGUACAGUGGUACCUCUAGAUGUGAACGGGAUCCAUUCCGGAGCCCCGUUCGUGUCUAGAAGCAAACGUAACCCAUGUCUGCGCGUGCGCGGGUCACGUUUUGGCGCUUCUGCGCAUGCGCGUGACGUCAUUUUGAGUGUCUGCGCAUGGGCAAGCGGUGAAACCCGGAAGUAACGCGCUCCAUUACUUCCGGGUUGCCGCGGAGUGCAACUCAAAUGCGCUCAUCCCGAAGCACAUCUAACCCGAGGUAUGACUGUACAGGAAAUGCUAGCCAUUGGCUACUGCGCCUCUGCAGUCCAUGGACUCCAUGCUUCACACCAGCCACUUCCCUGCCUGUUAUACAGUCAUACCUUGUGUUGCGCUCCGCUCUUGUUACGGACUUUCAGCUUAUGAACGUGGCAAACCCGGAAGUGUGCUGCCAUAACCAAAGCUGCCGCUGCUUCUGCUGCCACUGGAGCAGACUGGGAGGACACAGCAACCUGCCGGGAGCGGCGGCUUUGGACCCGGCAGGUUGGCCUCUCCAGGAGGCCCUUUGUAUUUUGGCAGCGGCGGCAGCUGCUGUUAGGCGACUCCUCAUCUUGCCCUUUGUCAUCCUUCUCGGACUCAUUCCUCUUCCACACAGAACAUUUUGCUUAGGCCCAACCGCCCCUGGCGCACAGGAAGGAGCGGCCCAGAAAAAAGGGAGCGAGGCAGAGCACAACCACCGCAGCAGCCCGGAGAGCGUGCACACACUGCCACUGGCUCCUCAACUCACUCCCUGCUGCUGCAUCAACACCACAGUUGUCACAGUGCCCCCUUCCCCUUUCUGCCAUGGGGGAGGUGGGGAAGUAGCUGCUUUCUGUGGCUAUGAAACACUUCCCUUCGUCACUAUAGAUGGCGGCAAGAGCAGCCACCAGGGUGCAGACUAUAAAAAUUUUGUUAUUAAAUAUACCAAGAAAGAAGCACACCAAAAACUCAGGCCAAUGUAAGUUUCAGUAGUGGGAGUGGUCCCUACUCGCAAAUCAAUAGUCAAUAGUAACAAAAACUAAUUCAUUCAGAAGUAUGUAUUCUGACAAGGAUUACAAACUCAAAUAGAAAUUAUGAACUCUAACAGAGAUUACAAACUCAAAUUUAUAAAAAUAUGUAUAACACAAUAAUUCAUUACAGAAUUAGAGAUAAGAGUUUAUGAGUAGAGAUAAGUUCAUGUUAGUCCAGAUUCGUCGUGGAAGUCUUAGUUUCAAUCAUUGAGCAGAAGUCAGAAGUCAGUUAUGGAUUAGAAACCAGGACAGGGCCCUGUUUCGAUGUAUUCACCUUCAUCAGCUAAUUUUUAAAGGGUCGUGUAAGUUUGAAGACUUUCAGAUAAAUAUAUCCUGUUAUUUUCUACAUUUCUCAGGGAUAACAAGUGUGGGUAGAUCAACGUGUAUCUUGAGCUUGAGUUCGUAAUCUCUGUUUGAAUUUGUAAUCCUUGUCAGAAUACAUACUUUUGAAUGAAUUAGUUUUUGGUAAAGGUAAAGGUACCCCUGCCCGUACGGGCCAGUCGUGUCCGACUCUAGGGUUGCGUGCUCAUCUCGCUCUAGAGGCCAUGAGCCGGCGCCGUCCGGAGACACUUCCGGGUCACGUGGCCAGCGUGACGAAGCUGCUCUGGUGAGCCAGCACCAGCGCAGCACACGGAAAUGCCGUUUACCUUCCCGCUAUAAAGCGGUACCUAUUUAUCUACUUGCACUUAGGGGUGCUUUCGAACUGCUAGGUGGGCAGGAGCUGGGACCGAAAGACGGGAGCUCACCCCGCCGCGGGGAUUCGAACCGCCGACCUUGCGAUCAGCAAGUCCUAGGCACUGAGGUUUUACCCACAGCGCCAUCCGCGUCCCAUUAGUUUUUGUUACUAUUGACUAUUGAUUUGCGAGUAGGGACCACUCCCACUAUUGAAACUUACAUUGGCCUGAGUUCUUGGUGUGCUUUUUUCUUGGACUAUAGAAAUCUGCCAUCUUGAGCCUGCAGAAGCAUUGUGGGGAGUGAGGGAGAGGAAGGGUUAUUAUGGGAUUAUUUCUUCUGGGAAUGGUGGUAUUAUUGAAGGAAAAAACAUUAAAAGUGGUUCUGGUAUUAGACUAGUGCAAUGUAGUGGAAUAUUUUUUUGGGGGGGGGGAGGAGAGGUUCAGGUAUGGUGUACUGGCAGAAAAAAGCACUGUCCCAACUCCUCCCUAGAACAUCUUGCGGAGUGUAGUAGUGUGUUGAAGUCACAAAUCCUGUAUCUCGGUUUUCCUUGCGGGUGUGGGCAGCAUUAGCUGUGGCAAAUCGUCACUCUAACAGGGUCAGGACCUUCUGUUUUCUCUGCUUAGGAUGAGAUUUGCCGUAGCACUGGUGUAACUGUGAGCAUGAGAAGGGUACUCUCAACCUCACUUUUCAAAGACAUGGUUUGCCACCUCUCAGACUUUUGGAGGAACUCCUACAGAGCCUCUGAGAUAGGAGAUGUUGGAUCAAGACCUGGUGUUUUAACUUGAGUGAUGUCAUUAAGUCGCUCCUCUUGGAGGUAGAACUCCUGUCCAGGUACGGGAGUUUCUGUGAACUCAAGGGGAUAGGCGAGAGAGGCAGGGUCCAGCGUGGUUGACAAUUAAGGCUGGAGACAGAAAAUAGCUAAAAAAUAAAUAAGCAGCUGAAGGUGACUAGAGAGAAGCUUCACUUCCAUAGUGCAUAUGCACAUUGCUUUUGUCUUCCUGUUCCCUCUAGUGAAACAGGUAUCCAAAGCCUGUUGCAGAGUUGAAAAUAGGCAGAGUAAAUGUACCACAAGCAGCAAUCUACCUUUCUAAUCACUGUAAACUGGAAAACCACCACCACUGUCUGUUUCCACCUUAGUGACUUCCCUUCUCUGCAGAACCUUUUCCUUCCUACCUGGUUCCUUAUGAGGAACAGUUGAAGGAGCUGGGUAUGUUUAGCCCGAAAAAGAGGAGACUUGAGAGGUAUAAUAAAGGUAAAGGGACCCCUGACCAUUAGGUCCAGUCGCGGCCGACUCUGGGGUUGCGGCGCUCAUCUUGCCGGCGUACAGCUUCUGGGUCAUGUGACCAGCAUGACUAAGCCGCUUCUGGCGAACCAGAGCAGCGCACGGAAACACCGUUUACCUGCCUGCCGGAGCGAUACCUAUUUAUCUACUUGCACUUUGAUGUGCUUUCGAACUGCUAGGUUGGCAGGAGCUGGGACCGAGCAAUGGGAGCUCACCCCAUUGCGGGGAUUCGAACCGCCGACCUUCUGUUUGGCAAGCCCAAGAGGCUCAGUGGUUUAACCCACAGCGCCACCCGCAUCUCUGAGAGGUAUAAUAACCACCUUCAAAUAUCUCAAGAGCUGUUGCUUGGAAGAGGGAACAAGCUUAUUUUCUCCUGCUCUAAGGUAGGAGAAUGGACUUGAGUUACAAGAAAGGAGAUUCCGACUAAGUAUCAGGAAGACCUUUCUGACAGCAAGAGCUGUUUGACAGCAGCGCAGUCUCGCUCGCUUGGGAGGUGGUGACCUCUAAUUCCUUGCAGGUUUUUAAGCAGAGGUUAGAUGGUCAUCUGUCAUGGAUGCUUUAGCUGAGAUUCCUUCAUUGCAGGGCAUUGGACUAAGUGAUUCUUGGGGUCCCUUCCAACUCUACAAUUCUCUUCUGGUUUUCUCUCCUUCUAGGUGUUCAGCGAAGAUCUCUCCAAGAAUGUCAUUGACCAGAUUGUCUUGGGCUUGAUCCAGAUCUAUACUCUGGAUACAGAAAUUUCUUAAGUACAUUAAGUAAGGAGAAAGCUUCAGCGUCCCAAGUCGACUGGUCACUUUAAGUGGGGUUGAGGUGAAAGUGUUGCCCCCUCAAAACACACCAGAUUUGUAUCCUGUUUUUUUUUUGAGCGACCCAGUAGAACAGAACGGGCUGGAUUGGUGUUUGUGCCUGGAUAGACUGUGUUCUGUGGGGUCCCUGAAUCACCCUCCAGCCUGGAAUUAGUCUGAAGCCUUCCAUCCUCUACUCCCAACUUGGUGCCAGCUCAGAGCCCAUGGGGAAAGAAGACCAUGGGGAAGGAACCUGUUGCCUCCCUACUACAGGUGAAACAUGUUGCCAGGAUAUUUCCCCCACCUGUUUCUGGAAUGGUUCCCCAAAGCUUCAACGUACCAGUCAUAGAUCUUGGAUGAAGUACCGUGACUCCAUGACAUCUGACAAAGACUCCACUGCUGUGAAUGCCUUAAUUCCAGAGUAAGAAAAAAUCAUGGAUGAACUAUGGCUGCCAAUGGAUAGAAAAAAUGGCACCACUCAUUUCAAGCCUCAUCAUCCCCCCUGCAGUUCUUUCCUCCCAGUGUUAGAAACUCAGACAUAUAAACUAGGAGCCAACUGGCACCUUGAAUCCAGGUUGCGGUUGCCCCAACAGAAUGCCUCUUCACCAGGGGGUUGGACUAGAUGACCCGAGUUCCAUCUGACAAGCUGAAAUUUUGGCACUGAUUGAACAGUCAGAAGUUCAAUCCUUGAGUUCUUCCCUUAGCCCUUUCAAAACUCUAGAACUCGAGUUUCGUCCAGUUACACGGCAGCAUCUUCAGGACAUGCCAAAGUCUGUAUGCUGAUAGCACAAAAUAAUUAAUGUGAUAUUUAUUGCCAUGGAAUGUGAUGGCUCUUAAAAAGGAUUAGGCAAAUUCAUAAAGCCUUGGUCUGUCACUGCUAUUAGCCUUGGUAGCUACUGGAUGCCUUACAGGGAGUAAUUCAUAAAUAAAAUUAAAAAUAAUAAGUAACGUGUCCACAGACAGC
This is a messenger RNA of Podarcis lilfordi (Lilford's wall lizard), 10707 nucleotides long. The record is from the annotation of a GenBank genome assembly. Lineage: Eukaryota; Metazoa; Chordata; Lepidosauria; Squamata; Lacertidae.